Messenger RNA from Vollenhovia emeryi, 1041 nucleotides. RefSeq lists its product as uncharacterized. The transcript has a single exon. NCBI's taxonomy places the organism in Eukaryota, Metazoa, Arthropoda, Insecta, Hymenoptera, Formicidae. The record is from RefSeq and is a predicted model, not a curated record. Bases 1 to 1041 code for a protein of 346 amino acids.
AUGAGCCUAACCCUUCGGGGGGACACCCCGGUCAGGGUGGAGGUCAAGGGUACAAUGAAGUACCUGGGCCUCCUCCUUGACAGCCGAUGGCGCUUCGAUGCGCACUUUGACCGCCUGGCCGCCAGAGUCAGGGGGGAAGUCGGCAUGUUUAGCCGACUUCUCCCCAACAUUGGCGGCCCCCUUGACAAGUGCCGCCGCCUCUAUUUGGCGGUGGUGCAGUCAAUAGUAACGUACGGAGCCCCCGUGUGGUACUCACACCUCGGUGCCAGCCGCCGCCAUCGAGAGAAACUCGGUGGCAUUCAGCGGCAAAUGGCGUUGAGGGCCGCACGGGGGUACUGCACCGUCGCCCUGGAGGCGGCGCGGGUAGUCGCGGGGUCCCUGCCUUGGGACCUCGCGGCGGAGGCUCAGGCGCUGCUGUAUUAUUGGCGCCAGGGCCUUCGCCAGGAGGAGGGGCGACCACCAGCCCCUCAGGCGGUCAUUGCGCAGAAGCGCCAUCUCCGGCAGCGCGCCCUCGGCAUCUGGCAGCAAAGGUUGCUAGAUUGCCGGGCCGGGGCGCGGGCUGUCGGGGCCAUCCGCCCGGUCCUCGCAGACUGGGUGGAUCGGCGGCACGGGAGAGUCACGUACCAUCUGAUGCAGGUCCUUACGGGGCAUGGUUGCUUCGGGGACUACCUGCAUCGGAUGGUACAACGAGAGCCGACGACUGAGUGCCACGAAUGUGGCGCAGCGGAGGAUACGGCGCAGCACACGCUGGAGUUUUGCUCGGCGUUUGAUAUGCUGCGCCGUUCCCUACAGGAGGUGGUGAGCCAUGACCUCUCGCUGCCGGCCAUCGUCGUUAAGAUGGUUGGCGACGAGGAGGCCUGGUCGGCCAUGGUCUCCUUCUGCGACGCUGUCAUGUCGCAGAAGGAGGCCGCCGAAAGGGAUAGGGAGGCGGAUCCUGCCUCCCAUCCGAUGCGGCGCAGAAGAGGGGGGGCCAGACGGCGCACAGUGUUUCAAAUCUCGAAAUUUUCGGCGAAAUAUCAAGCAGAUGUCAGAUCUGAUUAA